Messenger RNA from Megalobrama amblycephala (Wuchang bream), 1935 nucleotides. RefSeq names its product zinc finger protein 239-like. The annotation marks the transcript as partial. The record is from RefSeq and is a predicted model, not a curated record. The transcript has a single exon. Lineage: Eukaryota; Metazoa; Chordata; Actinopteri; Cypriniformes; Xenocyprididae. Gene Ontology annotation, cellular component: nucleus.
AGUUUUAAGAAAUCCUCUGGUUUUAAAAGGAGGAAAAUCAUGUCAGAAGUAACAGGGUUGAGUGAAUCAUGUAGGACACUGAUAAUAACACAUUUAAAGAUGCAGUCAGACUUUGGGCAUGUGAACUUUCUACAGACACAGCAGCCGUCAAGAUAUGACUUGAUAUAUUUUUAAAAACAUAAAUAACAAAUAAUAAUCACUCCAGAAUAUACAAUCUACUCUACUUUACUGCAAACUUCACCUGAUCUUGUGUUUCUGGUGUCCCUCAUUCACAUGCGCAUGAAUGGAAGUCAGUGGAAGGAGAAGUCUCUGUGAACGGCCCUUAAUAAUUACACAGUUUUAAGAAAAUAAAUUAAAUAUCAAUCUAAAUGUUGAUGUCAAAAUAUGGCUGUCAAUAUCACAUUAGAUCACAUUUUGACACAGUCUCCUCUGAUAACAGAUCAUUCUAAAUUAUAAUGUUGACAUGCAUUUCCUGUAAAGCUGCUUUGAAACAAUAUGUAUUGUGAAAAAGCGCUAUACAAAUAAGUGUGAAUUGAAAAUUGAUAGUUUUGUCUUUGAUCAAAUAUAUUUAAUAGUUCUUACUACAGAAGCAUGCUCUAAUGUUUUAAAUAUAAAAUUGUGUAAGACUAGAUUUUCCUGCUAAAACAAAAGCUGAGAUCAAACACCCUGCAUAAAAUAAUAAACACCCCCUGGAGAGAAGAUCUCAUAGAAAGAGCACAGGACACGCCUUGACCAAACUUUUCUCCUCCUUUAUCUGUGCAAAAUGAAAUGUUAUUACUUGAUUCAUUCUGGACUCUGCAUCAAUAUUAUCUGUUUUAUAGCAGUUGUCUAUCACAGCAAGUCUCAAUUUUAUGACCUUUCGCUUCAUAUUUCUCUCUUUAAAUUAUUUUGAUCUACUGAAAAUUAAAUGACUUUUUUUUCCCUCUCAUUUUAGACCUGAUGGAAGAAAGCGCAGAAACAUUUUUAAAGAAAAGAGCCAAGAAAUCUUUCACCUGCACUCAGUGUGGAAAGAGUUUCUCAACCAAACAAUAUCUUGAGAUUCACAUGAGAGUUCAUACUGGAGAGAAGCCGUUCACAUGUGAUCAGUGUGGGAAGAGAUUCACGCGAUCAUCACACCUUAAAGAACACAUGAGGAUCCACACUGGAGAGCAGCCGUUCACAUGUGAUCAAUGUGGGAAGAGCUUCAAACAAAGAGGAAAUCUUAAGGAACACAUGAAAGUUCACACUGGAGAGAAGCCACACACAUGUGAUCAAUGUGGGAAGAGUUUCAGUCAAUCAUCAAGCCUUAAAGAACACAUGAGGAUCCACACAGGAGUGAGACCGUUCACAUGUGAUCAGUGUGGCAAAGCAUUUCUUGGGGAAUCAACCUUAAAGAAACACCUGAAAAUUCAUACAAAGGAGAAGCCAUAUUCAUGUUCUGUGUGUGGAAAGAGUUUUUCACAGCUGCAAUAUUUAUAUGCACAUGAGAAAACACACGCUGGUGUGAGAGAGUACAUGUGCUUUGAGUGUGAGAAGACUUUUACUACAGAGAGUGAUUUAAAAGUGCACCAGAGGAUUCACACUGGAGAAAAACCUUACAAGUGUUCACACUGUGACAAGAGUUUUAGUCAGAUAGCACAUCUGAAAACACAUGAGAGGAUCCACACUGGAGAAAAACCUUACAAGUGUUCACAGUGUGACAAGAGAUUCAGUGUAUCAUCACAUCUGAAAACACAUGAGAGGAUCCACACUGGAGAAAAACCUUACAAGUGUUCACACUGUGACAACAGAUUCAAUCAGUCAUCAUGUCUGAAAACACAUGAGAGGAUCCACACUGGAGAAAAACCUUACAAGUGUUCACACUGUGACAAGAGAUUCAAUCAGUCAUCAAAUCUGAAAACACAUGAGAGGAUCCACAGCAGAGAGAAGCUGCACACAUGUGAUCAGUGUGGAAAG